UGUUAUUAUAUAUAAAUGCGACGAUCCCGUUUCGAGUUUUCAUAGUGAUUGACUUGCACUAGCUCUUGACCACGUGAGAAGCUCUGCAAGGGGUAGAGAGAGAGAGAGAGUGAGAGUGAGAGAGAAAGAGAGAGUGACAAAGAAUUCUUGUGGUUGCUGAAGAUAAAACAUGGCUGAUAUGAGCGAGACGACUACCCACGACUUUCAGUCCCUUUUCUCUUCUGUGGAGAGAGAUUUUCUUGUCCGAAACAACGGUGAUCAGGUUAAAAUAGACAGCUUGAAGGGGAAGAAGUUUGGGUUGUAUUUUUCAGCAUCAUGGUGUGGACCAUGUCGUCGAUUCACCCCAAACUUAGUGGAGGUGUACAAUGAAGUUGCCUCAAAAGGUGAUUUUGAGGUUGUCUUUGUCUCAGCUGAUGAAGAUGAGGAGUCAUUCAGAGGGUAUUUCUCUAAAAUGCCAUGGCUUGCAGUCCCAUUUUCUGAUUCAGAGACACGUGAUCGGUUGGAUGAACUGUUCAAGGUCAGUGGGAUACCACACCUUGUGAUCAUUGAUGAAAAUGGGAAAGUCGUGACUGACAGUGGUGUUGAAAUUAUUGGGGAAUAUGGAGUUGAAGGAUAUCCUUUCACCACAGAAAGGAUAAAAGAACUAAAAGACCAAGAAGAAGCAGCUAAACGGGAACAGACCUUGAAAUCAAUCUUGGUCUCACCUUCCCGUGACUUUGUAAUCUCACCUGAUGGAAGGAAGGUACCUGUUUCAGAACUUGAAGGGAAAACAGUCGGUCUGUAUUUCUCAUAUUCUUCGUACAAGUUAUGUGUUGAAUUUACACCAAUAUUAGUUGAGGUUUAUGAGAAGCUCAAAGCUAAAGGAGAGAGCUUUGAGAUUGUGUUGAUUCCACUUGAUGGUGAUGAAGAAUCAUUUGAGCAAGAUUUUAAAAGUAUGCCUUGGUUUGCUUUGCCUGUCAAGGACAAGAGCUGUGAAAAGCUUGUCCGUUAUUUUGAGCUCUCAACCCUUCCAACUUUGGUUGUUAUUGGCCCAGAUGGUAAAACUGUCCAUCCAAAUGUUGCUGAAGCUGUUAAAGAGCAUGGGGUUCUAGCAUACCCAUUCACCCCAGAGAAGUUCAAAGAGCUCCUUGAGAUUGAGAAGGCAAAAGAGGAAGCUCAAACCCUUGAGUCAAUAUUGGUUCUUGGAGAUCUAAAUUAUGUCAUUGGAAAAGAUGGGGCCAAGGUACCGGUAUCUGAACUUGUUGGAAAGAACAUUCUACUUUAUUUCUCUGCUCAUUGGUGUCCACCAUGUCGUGCAUUCCUGCCUAAGCUUAUUAAAACAUACCACGACAUCAAGGCAAAAGACGAUGCAUUUGAAGUGAUAUUCAUUUCAAGUGAUCGUGAUCAGUCCUCCUUCGAUGAAUUCUUUUCAAGUAUGCCUUGGUUAGCCCUUCCUUUUGGUGAUGAGAGGAAGAAAACCCUCCAAAAAAAAUUCAAAAUCCAAGGCAUUCCUGCAGCGAUAGCCAUUGGCCCCUCUGGCCGGACAGUGAACAAGGAAGUGCGACAGAUCAUAGCCAUCCAUGGGGCCGAUGCCUAUCCAUUUACCGAAGAGAAGUUGAAGCAGCUGAAUCAACAGUUGGAGGAAAUGGCAAAGGAGUGGCCUGAGAAACUGAAGCAUGAGUCGCAUGCAGAACAUGAGCUUUUGCUCACUCGUCGCAAUCAAUACAACUGUGAUGGGUGUGAUGAGAUGGGAUAUACAUGGUCUUACUACUGUGAGAAUUGUGACUUUGAUCUCCAUCCAAAGUGUGCUUUGAAGAACGAUGAAGAAACAGGCAAUGGUCCAACAGAGAAGCAGGAAUUCGUUUGUGAUGGUGAUGUGUGCCGGAGAGUUUAAGAAACUUUAUAACUUAUGCACCAUAUAUAUCUAUGUGGUUUUAUGAUCAUGGUUUCUAGUUUUAUGUCUAGUGCUUGUAACUGUGUUGUGCUUGUAACUAUGUUUACUCUGGUGACUGGAUAAUGAAAACCACAAUGCCGCUGUGGGUAUGGAAUGCUGUGCUAUGCAGUCGGAGUUGAAAUAAGAACAUGUAUAUCUUCUAUUUUGUGUAAUUUUAUAUUUUUAUUACUAUUA
Ziziphus jujuba (common jujube) is the source of this 2107-nucleotide messenger RNA. Its product is annotated as probable nucleoredoxin 1. Gene Ontology annotation, molecular function: thioredoxin-disulfide reductase (NADPH) activity. The record is from RefSeq and is a predicted model, not a curated record. Bases 170 to 1873 code for a protein of 567 amino acids. The transcript has 4 exons. Lineage: Eukaryota; Viridiplantae; Streptophyta; Magnoliopsida; Rosales; Rhamnaceae.